AAUUUAAUUUUCGUCAUUGACGUGGCAAUUUGAUAGACACGUGGCGGUUGUGCUACUUUAGCAUUUUUCCUGGUUUUACCUGAGAUAAUUCUUUAAACUGGAGGCAGAAACGUUGUUACCGUCUAACAAAUCGUCGAAUAAGAGAGAGAGACCACCGAGCAUUAAAGAAGAGUCGAUAUCCAUCAAUACAAAGCAGAAGUUUCGCGUGGUUGCAGAGGUCUGCGACCCUGUCGUCUCUGACGCGCAAGAUAUGGGGGCAGCCCAAGAUUCUAGGUUUGAGGACUUGUUUUGUCGGGGCCAAUUAAUCAAGUUACUGCUGGAUCAGUUAGAUCAGUUAGGUUUCGUUCGGUCUCGUCUAGAAUUGGAGAAGGAGGCUAGAAUAGUGUUCGAGAGUGAUCUUGUGAACGAGAUUAGAAGGUGUACACUGUCGGGUGAAUGGGAUAGAGUGGAGGAGUUGUUGUUGAUAGCUAAGAUAGGAGACGAGGAUUUGAAGUCGAUUCGUUACAGCAUAGGUCGUCAAAGGUAUUUAGAAUUGUUGGAAUUGGGAAGGACAGAGGAGGCGGUGUCUUUGUUGAGGGACGAGUUAGCACUGCUGUCGGUGGACAAAGAAUUGGUGCACGAUUUGGCGAGGUGUCUGAUGUUUUCUGAGACUAAGGAGGAGCUGUUUGCCCACGCCCAGUGGGAUGGGGCUAAGGGGAAGUCGAGGAGUGUGCUGCUGGACGCGAUUAAAAAGUGCAUGCCGCAGCCGAUGUUGGUUCCAUCUGGAAGGCUGGUGGCGCUAUUGAAGCAAGCGAUCAAAUACCAGGAGGAGAAGUGUGAGUACCGAGAGAGUCAUGAAGAAAGGGGUGAGGAGCGUUACAAAAAGGUAAAUUUGUAUGAGGACCACCGAUGCAGUCCGUUGAGGGUGGAAUUGAAGCAGAGACAGCUAUUGGAGGACCAUCAGGCAGAGGUGCACGUGAUACAAUAUUCGGCAGACGGAAAGUUGUUGGCAACUGGAGCGUCAAACGGAAUAGUGAUUGUGUACAGAGAAGUUAUUGACAAGAGUGAGGUUGCGAAUAGCGUUGCCGAGGGGAGGUCAUCUUUGGAUCAUCCGAAAGCCGGUGACAUAGACGAGGAUUACUCGAGACUGGAAUAUGUGAGCACUUUACCUUCUCCUACAAACGACGGUGUGGUUUCGUUGGCAUGGCAUCCGAACAGCGAUACACUUUUGAUUUGUUAUUACCACCACUUUGCAUUGUGGGAUUUGCAUCAGGAUUCUGCCCCAACAACUUACGCGUAUCCUGGAAAGUCUCAUUUGCCGAUGUCCGCCGCGAUUUGGACGCCUUCCGGGAACGGGAUUUUUGUGUCCGGAUUGGACGGAUUCAUUCAUCUUUUGUCCCUAUCAUUGAUUCUAUCUGGCAAGCAGCGAUCUGAACAGUCCGGUUCAGUGGAUGGAGCAAUGCCGACAUCUGAGGCGCCUCAGGUUUGCCGAGAGACAAACGAAGGGGAGACGUCUCUUUCCGAAGUCUCCGCUAAUGCUGAGGAGAGCAGCUCUCCUUCGGAUCCAGAGACGUCCUCCGUCGGCGACCAGGUGAUGGACAUAGACGCCCACGGACGCUCGGAAUGCGGCAGAUUCAUCUUUCACAGUUGGAUAACGGCGGGAGUGAACGAUAUAGUCGUGACUCCCGACGGUGAGUAUCUGAUUGCCAUUGAUCAACACUGUCGGAUCAAUUGGAUGAAUGUCAAAGAGGUGUUGAACACAUUGGAUUCAAAUGCAGAAAGUCUCCGUUCUCCUCUCGAGGCCGCGCCUUGUUCCGGCGUAGAUCACUUCAUAGAAGAGAAUGUCUUGCUGACCUCAUGUUCACUCUCGCACAAUGGGAAGCACCUCACCGUCACCACUACUGCCACACACAUUCCCUUCUUGGGAUCUCAUUAUACACAAAAGAUACUCGUCUAUCAUGUUCACGAGAAGAAACAGCUGGAAGCUUACACGGGACAAAAGCAGUCCAGGUUCAUAAUUAGAGCCGCUCUAGGCGGUAUAGGUGACCAGUACCUCGCAUCUGGCUCGGAAGAUGCUCUGGUCUACAUUUGGCAUCGGCCGAGUUCGUCUGUCAUAAACCUCGACGCGCACACGCUCGUAGUGAACAGCGUGGCUUGGCAUCCGACUCGUAAGCAUGUUCUCGCGUCCGCCUCCGAUGAUCAAACCGUGCGCAUAUGGACGAUGACCCAGCGAAGGGGCUCUCAUUGAUAAGGAGAAAACUUUUUUUGUCCGGUACACGGAAACAAAAAGUUGUUAUAAACGCUUAUGUUAAA
Schistocerca gregaria is the source of this 2292-nucleotide messenger RNA. RefSeq names its product WD repeat-containing protein DDB_G0349043-like. The transcript has 2 exons. Gene Ontology annotation, molecular function: protein binding. The coding region runs from base 251 to 2227 and encodes 658 amino acids. The record is from RefSeq and is a predicted model, not a curated record. Lineage: Eukaryota; Metazoa; Arthropoda; Insecta; Orthoptera; Acrididae.